AAACAAACGCGAUUGAUAACAUGUCUUUUAGGUGGUUUCGCUAAUUAGAAAUUCAAUUGAAUUCGACCAAUAUUCUAGAAAAUUAUAACAUCUUACGAGCCGCAUAAAUGCCAGCAUCAUGUUGUGUACCGGAUUGCGAGCUGAAAUACGCUCAUUCUGACGAUGUGUCAUAUCAUAAGUUUCCUCUGAAGAAACCCACAAUUCUAGCGCAGUGGAUACAAUUCACUGGCCGGGAUCCGGAUUGGGUACCUACAAAGUGGAGCGCAAUUUGCAGUCGUCAUUUCAAGCCAACCGAUUUCAAGGAUUGUAUUUACAGGAAAAAUCUCAUAAGUACAGCAGUUCCGUCGAUUCGAAUAAAGCAUCAGACACCACUUUCAGAGUUCACAAGUAAAUUGUGCGCAACGGAUGAUAUCAGCCAUGAUUUCCAGUCCGACCUGCAGGAAACUGAAACCGAUCAGGAAGAUCUAUCAGGAGAAGAAUCCAAUCUUUUGGAAAUUACUUGUCGGUUGUGUGGAAUUGUUUUUAGCAAAUGGUGUCAAGGUUUAUUGAACGAUUUCAAUCAACACGCCACUGUUAUUUUGAAAUGUCUCCCUUUCCUCAACAUGGAAGAUACCCAUUUCCCAUCGAAAGUUUGUGGUCACUGCUUGAAACUCAUCAAUGGUUUCUCCGCCUUCUACGACAACGUCAUGAAAGCGCAAGGAGACUUGGAGCACAAAUAUAAUCACAAUCAUCAGCAGGAUACAGCUCACGUUCCGGUUACCAAAGGAUUGAAAAUCAAACAGGAACCAUUGGUCAGUAUCAAGGAGGAGACGGUUGAUUGCGGUGUGAAAAACAGAGAUGCACAACUUGAACUGGCCGAAAAGACAUUGAUCAUAAAAAAUCCAACCAUCACCAACGAUAAGAACAAAAUUCUGCUGUUUAACAAUCAAAACAGCGAAGGGCAGAGUUCUAAACUUUUUCGCGAGUCCAAAAAUUGUGAAAUUCUAGAAAUAGUUAAUUUGUAUCCACCCAUUGUAGAUAUUACGAGCGCAACAGUUCGUGAAGUACAACCGUACGAAAUCGCUUUUCCAUCCGUAUCUUCUUCAAGUUUUCUUCCACCCGCGCCUCAGAUAAUCAACUUGAAAACGGAGGUUUCGGCCGAAGUGGAGGAUGAAUACGAAGACUAUUCCAGCUAUUUUCAGGAUUACCAAUCGGGUUUGAACACCCUGGAAGAGCACAGUUACUCCAAGUUGCCGAUUCAGGCGGAUGAUAACAAGGAUGAAAUAUUCUCGUACUUACCUCAAACUUCUCACAGCGAUGCAAUAAGUUUAGGCGACGCAGGAUCCAUCCGUGUGAUUCAUGUAGAGCUUCAACCUCCGGUUGAGCAAGUUGAUCCAGUGGUUGUGAAACAUUCAUGCCAGCAAUGCCAUCGAAAAUAUCUGUCUCGGUUAAAAUUGAUCCAACACCGUGUGCUGAGUUGCCACUGGAGGAAAAGAAAUCUUUACCGUUGUGUUCACUGUGUUGCGAAAUGUCGUACGUGGGCUCAUUUACAAACACAUCUGAAACGUUGUCUGAGAAAAAGUUUCAAAUUAAGGCGCCUGACGACGCGGGCGAAUGAGAUAAAGGCCAAUAGGAAAAAUUCACAUGAUAAGAUUUCUUCCACACCAAGCGAUGAAGCAAACCAACAAAAGCAGACCACUGACCUGGCUAAUGCUCAUCGUUGCAGCAUGUGCGAACGUUCUUAUUCCAGCUUGUCGAAUUUGAGACGGCACAUGAACAGUCAUCGUCCAGUCGAUCAGUGGAACCAUAAAUGUGGCAUUUGUUUGAAGAUUUUCGAUAAGUUGUUCGAUCUUAAGAAGCACUUUAAGCUGGCGAAGUGUGCCGGGGGUAGCGAAGCGAGCGAAUACGUUCUUCUAAAACCAGAUGACGAGAGGUUCGACGUAACGCAGGUUGAAUCCAACCACUUGUUGUACGUUUGUACCACGUGCAAUAAGCAGUUCAAGUCGUACAAUAGUUUGAAGGUACAUGAGAGUGUUCAUACUGGUCUCAAAGUUUUUGUUUGCGAAACUUGUGGAAAACGAUUCGGGGGACAGAUGAAUCUCGUCCAGCAUCGGCUAACACACGUCGAUUCGAGACAGUUUGCCUGCAAAUUAUGCCCAAAGGUUUUCAAACGAAGUGGCGGAUUGAGCCAACAUGUGAAAGCCUUCCACAUGCAGAUUAAACCACAUCAGUGCCCGGUUUGUAAGAGAUGUUUCGCGCUGAAAGCAGAUAUGUUGAGGUGUAGACAUUCUAAGCUAAGAGAAUUCGAGUUUGGAUAGCAUUAUUAACCGUACUAUCAUGAGAAAGAGUCAUUGUGAUUGACCAAGUUGGAAUUGAGGCUUUUUAUGGAAUCAAAAGAAAAUCCUGUUCUUGAAUUUUUAGCAGUUAUAUUUCUGUCCAGAAGUCGCAGAGAAAACUAAUCCCCAGGAACAACAGAGCAAGCGAUGUAUCGAUACAAGGUUCAGUACGACGAAGCAAUUAAUUUGCGAGUUAACUACACAGUACAACAACUCCUGAGCCGAAAGACCUACAGUUACUUCAACAAUUACUACGCGAUCUAAUCUUCCAUUACGAAGAGGCGAUCGCACAGUUUCACGAUACGAACCCUUUGUCGCGCCCCAGGAUCCCAAAUUGCAUCAUUUUCGCAGGCUGACAAGUGUUGUAUAGAUCAUGAACGAGCUCGUUCUUCCGCUGCACUUAGUUGAUGC
Toxorhynchites rutilus septentrionalis is the source of this 2726-nucleotide messenger RNA. Its product is annotated as telomere zinc finger-associated protein-like. The record is from RefSeq and is a predicted model, not a curated record. The transcript has 4 exons. Lineage: Eukaryota; Metazoa; Arthropoda; Insecta; Diptera; Culicidae. Gene Ontology annotation, biological process: regulation of DNA-templated transcription. The coding region runs from base 108 to 2297 and encodes 729 amino acids. Gene Ontology annotation, cellular component: nucleus. Gene Ontology annotation, molecular function: RNA polymerase II cis-regulatory region sequence-specific DNA binding; zinc ion binding; DNA-binding transcription factor activity, RNA polymerase II-specific.